ACUAAGAUCAGUUUCAACAAACAAGCUAGCAUCAUAUCACUCAAGAGUAGUAACAAUCAAUAUCAUCAAUUUUCAUCCAUGGCUCAUCCCCAUCCUAUUUCAGGUCUAGUUGGGAAACUAGUGACUGAAUUGGAGGUUAACUGCGACGCUGACAAGUAUUACAAAAUUUUUAAGCACCAUGAAGAUGUUCCAAAAGCAGUACCUCAUAUGUACACUAGCGUCAAAGUUGUCGAGGGACAUGGAAUUACUUCUGGUUGUGUCAAGGAAUGGGGUUAUCUUCAUGAGGGAAAAGAACUGAUUGUCAAGGAAACAACAACAUACACUGAUGAAACAAGGACGAUACAUCAUAGCGCAGUAGGAGGACACGUGACGAAGAUUUACAAGAAGUUUGAUGCAACGCUUGUAGUCAAUCCAAAGCCUAGUGGCCAUGGAAGCAUGGUGAGUUGGACUAUUGAUUAUGAGAAAAUUAACGAGGAUUCUCCCGUUCCUAUUCCAUAUCUAGCUCUCUUCCAUAAGCUCAUCGAGGACUUGAACUCUCACCUCUGCGCUUCUGAUUAAAGAAAUUAUUGAUUUAUUGUUAUCGAUGGACAAUUUCAGCUGUUGGUUUGUGUGUCUUAAUAAUGCAGUACGUAUAUAUAUGUACUGCACAGAUGCAUCGAGUGCUUUUGGUUAUUGAGGGCCGGCAUAUAAAUAAAGCCACUCCUACUCAAGUAUUUUCAUUUUUUGUGUGUGAACUGUUUGUAGCUAUUCGUAUAUCAAGUAUUUUAAGAGUGCAAAUCAUAUAAGAAAAAGAUUCAGAAUCUGAUAGUACUAAGUAAAA
Molecule: messenger RNA, 820 nt
Organism: Papaver somniferum (opium poppy)
Lineage: Eukaryota; Viridiplantae; Streptophyta; Magnoliopsida; Ranunculales; Papaveraceae
Product: major latex protein 146-like
Exons: 2
Coding region: 79-558 (159 amino acids)
Biological process (GO): defense response
Source: RefSeq, a predicted model, not a curated record